AUGACGACCACAGUCGAGCUUGCCGCCGUCCCCUCGGUCGACACUCCAGGCACAUGUAUAUACAUGCAUCACGACAAGCGCUCGUAUGUGUUUGGUCGCGUCACAGAGGGAACGCAGCGAGCAUUUGGAAGCCGCAAAAUACACAUGGGAGGGACAGAGCACGUCUUCCUCAGCGGUAGCGUGAACUGGGAGCAGUUGGGUGGCCUCUGUGGCUAUCUGCUGAGUGUUGGCGGAGCUAUUGAGUCAGCCAAAGAGUUCACGACGCUGGAGAAUGUCAAGAGAGAGCAAAAGGGCCAGAAGCUUCUUAACAAGACUCUUCAUGCCGGGAUUGCGGUGCACGGCGCGGACAACCUGUGCCACACGCUGGCAGCAUGCCGGCCCGUCAUCUUUCGACAACCCAUUUGCGUGCGGACCCACGAGCACAGGACAGACCCGCGAGCUGCAGACGCGGCGAACAUCGAGCCAGAUUGGUCAGAUGAUGCCAUCAAGGUCUGGAAGAUCCCGGUACGGCGAGAACGAUCGAGUAGCCCCCGUAAGAGGCGGCACAGCGAUGCGUCUCCAGAGGAUACCAUAUUUCAACAGCGACCAUCUGUUUCGGACCCGGAAGUUGCGAGUGCGAUAGUCGAGAGGAUCAUGUUCAAUGGCAGCUUGAAGAACAGAUCCGUGUUGAUACCCAAGAAGAUCCGAGAUCUCAAAUCCACAGAUAAAGCUGCUGUAGUGGAAAAUGGCACAAUCAGGAUGUACAAGGGGCCUUACAUGGCUGACAGCGUAGAGGUUCCAAAUCCGGAUGAUAUCGUGUGGCAUUUCCCAGAUAUUGGGGAGACUGGGGUGGAUGACCGGAGCAAUAAUAACGUUCUUGCAAUCAACCACUUCCCCCUUCCCAGGACCACAUACGGCGAGACAUCUAUGAGCUACGUCAUCAAGACUCAUGACCGCAGAGGGAAGUUCAAUGCUCCUGUGGCGAAAUCUUUAGGAGUCGAGCCUCGGGACUUUAAACUCCUUACUGCAGGCCAGAGUGUCCGGGGAAAGGAUGGCCUGGUGAUACCCGAAAUGGUUCUCGGAGAGACCCAACGGGGGAGAGGUAUCAUUGUGGCGGAUAUUAGCAGCCAGGACUUCGUCGAGGCCUUCAUGGAGCGACCUGAGUGGAAGAGCAAAGAGAUAAUGGAAAACGUCGCCGUCAUGUACUGGAUCCUGGGGCCAAACAUGACCAGCGACGCACGAAUCCAGCAAUUCAUCCAGCAGCAUGCCAGCAUUAAGCACAUUUUUUGCGCAGACGAGGCAUGCCCAAACAUGAUUACACACCCCGGUGCCGCUACUAUCCAGACCAAGUUGCGCCGAAUCGAUCCCGAAAGAUUCCCUCUCCUCAAAUUCGAGAACACUGUCCAAUACCCGGCCCCUUCAGAAGGCUCUCCGAUUGAGUUGGGCCGUGCUGGACAAAAAUUCCAGCUCAUGCCGCGUCUUGUAUUCGACGACCAAGCCAUUGCUCCUUUUCCCGAUUUGGUCGAGGCCUACGACUCCGUAGACGACGAGGUCCUCGAGAUGGCCGAAGAGGCUCGCGCCGAAGCCACAGACCCCAAAUUUCUAGAACGGGUUGAAAAGGAAGAGUUUGAUAUCCCGAACCGUGACGCAGAGAUUGUCCCCCUCGGCACGGGUUCAUCUGUUCCCAGCAAAUACAGGAAUGUUUCUGCCACGCUGAUCCGAGUUCCUGGAAUCGGAAACUAUCUCCUCGACUGUGGUGAGGGAACACUGGGCCAGAUUCGACGUCUUUUUGGCGCUGAAGAAGCCGCAGAUGUUCUGCGUAACCUGCGGUGCAUCGUUAUCAGCCACGUCCAUGCCGACCAUCACAUGGGCACCCCUUCACUCAUCAAGGCCUGGUAUGAACAGACCUUGAGAGACAACAGCAACGCUACACUCGCAAUAUCCUGCAUUGGGCGCUACCGAAUCCUGCUGGAGGAGCUGUCCCAAAUCGAGGAUAUCGGCUACCAUCGACUGCGCUUCCCCAGCUGCCCCUGGCCAAAGGAGAAAGACCGAGACCUGACGACCCGCGAGGACCUCGGCGAAGAGAACUUUGGCCUUGCUUCCAUCAAGCGAGUUCCCGUUCCCCACUGCUGGCGCUCGUUUGGCACGCAGCUGGAGCUCACCUCGGGUCUCAAAAUCGCCUACUCUGGUGACUGCCGGCCGUCGAAGCUGUUUGCACAGGAAUGCCAUGGCGCGCACCUCCUGGUCCACGAAUGCACCUUUGGCGACGACAAGCAGGACCACGCAAAGGCCAAGAAGCACAGCACCAUGGGCGAGGCGCUCUGGGUGGCACGCGAGAUGGGCGCGCGGCGGACUCUGCUGACGCACUUUUCGCAGCGAUAUUCCAAGUCGGACUCGCUGAGGAGGGAGCGCGUCGAGGGCGUCGAGCACGAUGUGCUGUUGGCGUUUGAUUUUAUGGCUGUGAAGCUGGGGGAUUUCCAGAAGGCGGCAUGCUAUUUGCCGUCGGUGGAGAGGUUUAUGGAGAAGCUGGCGGAUUGA
Molecule: messenger RNA, 2517 nt
Organism: Trichoderma aggressivum f. europaeum
Lineage: Eukaryota; Fungi; Ascomycota; Sordariomycetes; Hypocreales; Hypocreaceae
Exons: 1
Coding region: 1-2517 (838 amino acids)
Biological process (GO): mitochondrial tRNA 3'-end processing
Cellular component (GO): mitochondrion
Molecular function (GO): 3'-tRNA processing endoribonuclease activity
Source: RefSeq, a predicted model, not a curated record